Messenger RNA from Ochlerotatus camptorhynchus, 714 nucleotides. It is a transcript of the gene Gar1, whose product is annotated as Gar1 ribonucleoprotein. Gene Ontology annotation, molecular function: box H/ACA snoRNA binding. Gene Ontology annotation, cellular component: box H/ACA snoRNP complex. Lineage: Eukaryota; Metazoa; Arthropoda; Insecta; Diptera; Culicidae. The transcript has 2 exons. The record is from RefSeq and is a predicted model, not a curated record. The coding region runs from base 16 to 714 and encodes 232 amino acids. Gene Ontology annotation, biological process: snoRNA guided rRNA pseudouridine synthesis; ribosome biogenesis.
AACCACUAAGCGAUCAUGAGUUUCCGAGGACGAGGCGGUGGUGGUGGUGGAUUCGGAGGCCGCGGUGGAGGAGGCGGCGGCGGCGGAUUCGGUGGCCGUGGUGGUGGUGGCGGAGGUGGUGGAUUCCGUGGAGGACGUGGUUUCGGUGGCCGCGGUGGAGGUGGUCGAGGCGGUUUCGGUGGCCGCGGUGGUUUCGGAAGAGACGAAGGGCCGAAGAAUGUCGUCCCUCUGGGGUACUACGAUUACCCUUGCCAGGAAGACCUGGUAGCCAAGGUAGAAGUUGAAAAUGUUCCCUUCUUCAAUGCCCCGAUCUACAUGGAGGGCGAGAAGCAGAUCGGCAAGGUGGACGAAAUUUUCGGCCAUCUGCGGGAUUUCUACGUGUCGAUCAAGUUGAUGGAAAACAUGAAACCGGACGGAUUCCAACCGAAGCAGAAACUGUUUAUCGAUUCUGCUAAACUGCUGCCAUUGGCGAGGUUCCUGCCUGAUAACAAUAAGAAACCGGGCGGUCGAGUCGGUAAACCUGGUGGUGGCCGUGGAGGCGGUGGUGGACGAGGAGGCUUCCGUGGUGGUCGCGGUGGUCCAGGCGGCGGACGAGGAGGUGGCGGUUUCGGUGGCCGAGGAGGAGGUGGCUUCGGUGGACGAGGAGGCGGCGGAGGCUUCCGUGGCAAUCGUGGCGGUGGAGGUGGGGGCGGCGGCGGUGGUAAACGGUGGUAG